AUGGAGCGCUGGCCUUGGCCGUCGGGCGGCGCCUGGCUGCUGGUGGCGGCCCGCGCGCUGCUGCAGCUGCUGCGCUCAGACCUGCGUCUGGGCCGCCCGUUGUUGGCGGCGCUGGCGCUGCUGGCCGCGCUCGACUGGCUAUGCCAGCGCUUGCUACCCCCGCCGGCGGCACUCGUGGUGCUAGCGGCUGCUGGCUGGAUCGCGUUGUCCCGCCUGGCGCGCCCUCCUCGCCUGCCCGUGGCCACUCGCGCGGUGCUCAUCACCGGUUGUGACACUGGCUUUGGCAAGGAGACAGCCAAGAAACUGGAUGCCAUGGGCUUUACGGUGCUGGCCACUGUGUUGGAUUUGAAUAGCCCUGGUGCCAUAGAACUGCGUGGCUGCUGUUCCCCUCGCCUAAAGCUGCUGCAGAUGGACCUGACCAAGCCAGAAGACAUCAGUCGUGUGCUGGAAUUCACCAAAUCUCACACCACUGGCACUGGCCUGUGGGGUCUGGUUAACAAUGCCGGCUUCAACAGUGUGGUCGCGGAUGUGGAGCUUUCUCCAGUGGCAACCUUCCGCAACUGCAUGGAGGUGAACUUCUUUGGUGCGCUUGAGCUGACCAAGGGCCUCCUGCCACUCCUUCGUCACUCAAGGGGGCGUAUUGUGACCGUUGGCAGCCCAGCAGGAGACAUGCCAUACCCCUGCCUGGCAGCCUAUGGAACCUCUAAGGCAGCUGUAGCACUGCUUAUGGACACAUUCAGCUGUGAACUGCUUCCCUGGGGUAUCAAGGUCAGCAUCAUCCAGCCUGGCUGCUUCAAGACAGAGUCAGUGACUAAUGUGAAUCUCUGGGAGAAGCGCAAGCAACUGCUGCUGGCCAACCUGCCUGGGGAGCUGCUGCAGGCCUAUGGGGAAGACUACAUUGAGCACUUGCAUGGGCAGUUCCUGCAUUCGCUCAGAAUGGCAUUGCCUGACCUCAGCCCGGUUGUAGAUGCCAUCAUUGAUGCACUGUUGGCAGCUCAACCACGCCGCCGCUACUACACAGGCCGUGGCUUGGGGCUCAUGUAUUUCAUCCACCACUACCUGCCAGAGGGCCUUCGACGCCGCUUCCUGCAGAACUUCUUCAUCAGUCACUGUCUGCCCCGAGCACUGAGGCCUGGCCAACCUGGUCCUGCUCAUGCUGAGGACACCCCCCAGGACCCAAACCCUUCCCCAGUGGCAGCUCGGUGAGCCACAGGCCUCAGUGUUCCAGCAAGAGAGGCUCCAUGAGCCCUUGGCCCUCUCCCAUGGCCAUUACAAACUCCUAGAAUCUGUGGUAAGAGAAGCCCAGCUUCCACUGCUGAUGGCUAGUCCAGGCCCGGGAAGCUGAGUUUGCUAGUAAGCCUCUGGACCUCUCCUCUGCUUCAUGAGCCCACACAUCCCCUACCGGGUACAAUCUGCACACUGCAGCUUGGGGAACCCAGAUGGAUAGAGAGUUUAGUGUAAGAUUUGGCUAUAGCCUUUGCUAGGACUCUACAGACCAUUUCUGUGCAAAUGUAAGAAUGAUUAGGCAGGUGGAGACCUCCUCAGGAUUCUUUAGGCACCAGGGCCUCAGUGCUGCAAGUCUAAGGUAAAUCCCAACUGCCUCUUGACUGGCUCAAGAUUGAAAUCCCCAACUACCUGCUCCCAGCCACAGAGAAGCUACAGAUUGAACUUGCCUGCUUGUUGACAUUUUAAAAUAAAGAUACAUUUUUAUUUCUCCUAGAAUGAGAGAGAUACAUUGUUUGGAGGAGGUGACUGCCUGGUUGCCUGGGUGACAGGGUGUGGCUAUGUGAAAGAGUUUGGGAACUUCCUGGGAGAUCCUUGGACUCAGCAGGGUAGCUGAGUGGACCCCAAAGGCACAAUGUGGUUCAUAUACCUCCUCUACCGACCUCAAGCAAAUCAUUUGUCCCUAUGUCUGGGUUUCUGCAUAAUGAAGUGAGAUGAAGGAAAUGGUCAUCUUUAGGGAGUUACAGAGCUUGUUGAAGCAGUUUGGGAGGUCUGGGCAAGGGUGGGGGAAGACAGAGCCAAGAUACAAAUCCUCUCUAACAACCCCCGCCCCAGCCUAUCUCCAUACCUAAGGUCUCAGCAGAAAAAGCCCCCUCCAGGGACUCCCCUGAUGCUGUGACUGCUGACUGCAGGAGAGGGCUCAGCAAGGGUACAGUGAUGAACAAAGCUAGGAGCCAAGGAAAGGACCAGGAGGUAGCAAACAGUAGGCUUUUUAAAGAGGGCAAUUUUAUUGUCUCAGAGGGGUAGAGCUGAGGGAGAGGGCUGCAAAACUACUUUCCUCAGACUCCCAAGAAUACACAUUCUCUAUUCUCACAGGCCAUGGUUCUGGGGAUGACCCACAGAGGGGUGAGGAGGCUUGCACUGCCCCAGGGGUUCUCUGGUUAGGGAGGGAUAUGAAAGUGACACAAAUUUCUUAGACACGGUAGCGGCUGUAAAGGGGUAUGGGGGACAUGAGCACUUUGCUCUGGAGGGGAUCUUGGUCCAUUCUUGAUCAGGGGAUAGGUGCCUAACCCCCUUUCAGGCCUAAGAGCAGUCCUGGUGGGGGUCAUGGAAGUUGGACAACCAGUUCCAAGACAGUGUGCUAC
This is a messenger RNA of Psammomys obesus (fat sand rat), 2588 nucleotides long. It is a transcript of the gene Hsd11b2, whose product is annotated as hydroxysteroid 11-beta dehydrogenase 2. Lineage: Eukaryota; Metazoa; Chordata; Mammalia; Rodentia; Muridae. Gene Ontology annotation, molecular function: oxidoreductase activity. The transcript is spliced from 5 exons. The coding region runs from base 1 to 1206 and encodes 401 amino acids. The record is from RefSeq and is a predicted model, not a curated record.